AUGACAGCAGCCGACUACACGAUAGCAUCGCGACCGGUCAACGUAGCCAUUGAUCCUGUGGCCUUGAUCAUUACAGAAUGCAUCACCGUCACGUCAGCUAUGCGCAAGCACGCACGUUGGGCUCAGUCUUCUGUAUCAGCAAUUCUCGGCGGCGGAGCUGCUAGGCGUCCUCCUUCCUCCUUGGGUCCCCUCAGUGUCGGCGACGAUGCUGAUGGUGGACAGCUGGCUACACGAUGGGGCCUUCGCGGCAAGAAGGGAAAGAGCAUCCAGGAUAACCCACUGUUGUCUGCCUUUGCGCGUUUGCGGAGUCAACUCAAAGGAUGUAGAGAUAUUCGCACCGUCGACACUCCUUCGAUCCUCCAACCUUUCUUGCAGGUCAUUCGCUCCUCGUCCACCACCGCUCCAAUCACUUCACUGGCAUUAAUCGCAAUAACAAAGAUGCUCUCCUAUAAUGUCAUCAGUCCAGGCAUGCCCAACUUUCCAUACGCCAUGAUGCUUCUGUCCUCGAGUGUAACAAAUUGCCGUUUCGAGGGUGACAAUACUGCCUCGGACGACGUCGUCUUUCUUCGUAUCCUCAAGCUCAUGGAAAUCAUCAUUACUGGUCCUUCUGGGGAUGUCCUUGGCGAUCAGAGUGUCUGUGGCAUGAUGGAAUGUGGCAUCUCGAUAUGUUGUGCACUGCGCAUGAGCGAAGUGCUUCGACGUUCGGCCGAGAUUACAAUGGUCACCAUGUGUCAAACUAUCUUCCAGAGAUUAACUCAUCUCGAGUCCUUGCCAGAAGAUGACAACCAGAACGAUUUCAAGAUUGAGUCCAGUACUACGCAGAUCGGUUCGACUCCCGCUCAAGAUACACCUCCAUCUGGAAGUCUAGAUGUGCCUCGCGUCGCCGGGAGUGAAAGACCAUCUGCAGAGUUCAAUGCUAGCCAAGUUGACUUGACCAGAGUAACCGAAGCCACUGACAUCCCUGACAUCAAUCCAUAUGGUCUACCCUCGAUCAGAGAGCUUUUCCGCACGCUAGCUGAACUCCUCGAUCCUCAUGACAGACAAUAUACUGACACCAUGCGAGUCAUGGCUUUGCGAAUUGUAAAUGUGGCUCUAGAGGUUGCAGGUCCUUCGAUCGCCUACCAUCCAUCUCUAGCAUCGCUGGCCAAAGAUACUCUCUGCCGCAAUCUUUUCCAACUCGUACGCUCCGAGAAUAUUGCGCUUCUUCACGAAUCAUUACGUGUGGCUGGUACCCUACUUGCAACUUGUCGGAGUGUGCUACGACUACAACAAGAGCUCUACCUCUCAUACAUUGUUGCUUGCUUGCAUCCUCGCGUUCCAAUCCCUGAUGAACCAUCCAUUAAUCCCGCCCUUUACGAAGGUGUACCUCAAGCUCCGAGACUCGUCAAACCGGCUGCAUCUGCCACUCAAAGCGGUCGAUCAACACCGGUACCCGUAAAGGAUCGACAGAAACUUGGAAUGGAAGGAGGUUCUCGCAAACCUGACGCCAGAGAAGCAAUGGUAGAGAGUGUAGGGGCCUUGGUCAGAAUACCCAGCUUCAUGGCUGAGCUCUUCGUCAACUAUGACUGCGAGAUAGAUCGAAGCGACUUGUGCUUGGACAUGGUCGGCCUGCUUUCGCGCAAUGCAUUCCCGGAUUCCGCCACCUGGAGUACUACUAAUGUGCCACCCCUUUGCUUGGAUUCGUUGCUCGGAUAUGUGCAAUUCAUCGCCGAUAGACUCGAUGAUGAGCCUAUGACCGAGGGACUGCCUCGUUUGGAAGCUCUCCGCGAACAGAGGACCCGUAAACAGAUCAUCAUACGCGGUGCCGCCAAGUUCAACGAGAAUCCGAAAUCUGGUCUUGCUUUCCUGGCUUCGCAGGGGGUCAUUGAAACCAUGGAAGACUCCAUGUCCAUCACACGCUUCCUCAAGGGAACAUCACGGAUCGACAAGAAAGUUUUGGGCGAGUUCAUAUCUAAAAGGUCUAAUGAGGUCAUCCUUGAUGCUUUCCUCGAUCUUUUCGACUUCACCGGACAGCGUGUUGAUGAGGCGCUACGCCAAAUACUCAAUUCAUUCCGUCUCCCUGGCGAAUCACAACUCAUCGAAAGAAUUGUCACGGUCUUCGCGGGGAAGUACUGCGAUAAAACCAAUCCCGAGGGCAUUGCUGAUAAGGACGCUGUCUACGUUCUGACGUAUGCGAUUAUCAUGCUCAACACCGACCAGCACAAUCCGAAUAUGAAGCAAGCGCGAAUGGCCGUCACCGACUUUGCUCGCAAUUUGCGCGGUGUCAAUGGAGGCAAGGACUUCGAACCAGAGUAUCUUCAAGGAAUUUACGACUCAAUCAAGACUCGAGAAAUCAUCUUGCCAGAGGAGCAUGAUAACAAGCAUGCGUUCGAACAUGCUUGGAAAGAGCUUCUUAUCAAGACACAAACUGCGCAAGACCUGGUCUUGUGUGAUACUAAUAUCUAUGAUGCAGAUAUGUUUGCAGCCACAUGGAAGCCUGUUGUCGCCACUCUCAACUACGUUUUCAUGUCUGCCACUGACGAUACUGUGUUCCAAAGAGUCAUCUCCGGUUUCGAUCAGUGUGCUCAGAUUGCUGCCAAGCAUGGACUGCACGACUGUCUCGAUCACAUCAUAUCUUCCCUUGCACAAAUUAGCACUCUGGCUACAGAAACACCUCCAAGUACCGCUCUCAAUACUGAGGUACAAGCUAAUGGCAAGAGUAUCAUGGUAAGUAAGUUUGCGGUUGAUUUUGGACGAGAGAAUAAGGCACAGCUCGCCACGCUCGUCCUCUUCCGCAUCAUCAAUGGUCACGAGGCCACAAUUCGUGAAGGCUGGAGCCCUAUCAUUCGCAUCAUCCUCAAUCUCUUCACAAAUUCUCUCAUUCCAACUACAUUGUCGACGUUGACAUCGAAGCUUGAUCUUCCACCGAUCCCUCUCCAGAGUCCAGCUCAAGUGAUCGAACGCAAUGACAAAUCCACUGACAUUGGUUUGUUUUCUGCGUUCACAUCAUACGUAUCAAGUGUAAUGAAUGAUGAACCACCGGAGCCGAACGACCAAGAGAUUGAGUCAACACUUUGUACUGUCGACUGCAUCAGCGCCUGUCGAUUGAAUGAAGUCGUCGCCAAUAUCGGCAACAUGCCAAUUGAUGCCCUCAAGGCAUUCACGCAAUCGUUACUCUUGUAUUUACCGCCGGACGAUAUUGAGAGCUCUCCAAAGGUCAUCGUCGUUAAAUCACCAGUCGUUGCCCCAACCCCAGUUCGAGCCAAUGGUCAGAAACCACAACCUGUAACACCAGACUACGAUCCGGGUCUCGUCUGUAUUCUUGAGCUUGCCACCGUGUUGGCAAUGCGUGAUCAGGCUUCGGUAUCAUCAUUCGGCCAAGAAGUCGCUCAGAGUCUCAAGUCGGUAAUUCGUGAUGCGGAUGGUCUGCAUCCGGUCACACUUGGCCGAGCAUCAUAUUACCUGUUGAAUCUGCUUAAAGCUAGCGACGACCACGAUUAUGUUCGAGCGCCAGUUGUUUUACAUACGAUAUCAUCUUUCAAUCAGGGCCUUCUUCAAAAAUGCGGCCCAACAAUACUCAAAGGAGUUUCUGGAUGUAUCAAAGGCUCUGCGAGCCUCCGGAAAGAAAUGGCAACAUCUCCAGACUUUUGGUCAAUACUUCAUAGUCUUCAACCGAUUCCCGAAGCUGCCCCGCUUGCUUUCCACAUCACUGAAGACAUUGCUACAGGAUCACCUCAAGCAAUCACUGCUGAUAACUACGAGUCGGCCAUUGGUUUAUUGAACACCUUUGCUACAGUCAGCAACCCAAAUGGUUUUCGUGAACAACGAAGAGAUCCAGCUGUACGGCGUAGCAAGUCGGCAGCUCCUGAAAAGCGACCUGCUCCCGAUGAGGCCACACUGCGUGGUGUGAGGGCAAUGGCAAUCAUAUCACAAAUGACUGGUCGUGUACCUGCAUUCAUCAAACAGUCUCACUUGGAACUCAAUGAGGCUUGGCAGGCGUAUUGGCUUCCCAUCUUCAGAUGCUUUAUCAUGCAAUGCGUCAGUCCCUCUCGGGAAAUCCGUCAACAGUCCUUCUCGUCCCUGCAACGCUGCUUGUUGUCCAACGACCUCGCAUCGCCAGAACACAAAGAAUGGACAAACAUUUUCAGUCAGGUCUUAUUUCCUCUUGUUCAACAGCUACUCAAACCAGAGGUCUACCAGAUGGAUCCAGCUGGUAUGGGUGAGAUGCGAGUGCAGACCGCACAAUUGUUGUGCAAAAUCUUCUUGCACUACCUUGUCAUGCUUAGUGAAUGGGAAGGAAUGCAUGACUUGUGGAUGGAAAUUCUGGACCUCAUGGACCGUCUGAUGAACAGCGGUCAGGGUAACACAUUGGCGGAAGCAGUGCCAGAAUCUCUCAAGAAUGUGUUGCUCGUCAUGUCCAGUAGCGGCUAUCUGAAGCCGCCAAGCGACGAUGACGAGCAGUCAGAGCAGCAAAAACAGUUGUGGAAAGACACAUCAGACAGGCUGCAAAGCUUCCUACCAGAAUUGAUGCCUGAGCUAUUCCCAGAGCCUGAACCAAAGGUAGUAAAAGAGGUGGGGACAAAAGUCGCUGAUGAAAACGAGACAGGUGCUCCUGUGCCUGUCAUAGAGGAGAAGAGUUCAGAUGUUGCUUAG
Aureobasidium subglaciale EXF-2481 is the source of this 4632-nucleotide messenger RNA. RefSeq lists its product as uncharacterized. Bases 1 to 4632 code for a protein of 1543 amino acids. Gene Ontology annotation, biological process: regulation of ARF protein signal transduction. The transcript has 6 exons. Gene Ontology annotation, molecular function: guanyl-nucleotide exchange factor activity. The record is from RefSeq and is a predicted model, not a curated record. NCBI's taxonomy places the organism in Eukaryota, Fungi, Ascomycota, Dothideomycetes, Dothideales, Saccotheciaceae.